Messenger RNA from Labrus mixtus (cuckoo wrasse), 7310 nucleotides. It is a transcript of the gene usp54a, whose product is annotated as ubiquitin specific peptidase 54a. The coding region runs from base 355 to 5121 and encodes 1588 amino acids. The record is from RefSeq and is a predicted model, not a curated record. Gene Ontology annotation, biological process: protein deubiquitination. Gene Ontology annotation, molecular function: cysteine-type deubiquitinase activity. Lineage: Eukaryota; Metazoa; Chordata; Actinopteri; Labriformes; Labridae. The transcript is spliced from 21 exons.
UCUUAGGUCUUAAAACCUUUUGAACUUUCUAGAGCUAUGGCAGCCCACUAAUCUGGGAUAUUUUGGAAUAUGUGAACCCAAUUUUUACUGUUCAGAUAUGUGGAACCUAGAGAUCAUAACAAGCUGAAGAUCGUUAAAUCGUUAAAGUUUCAAUUGAAGACUUAUUUUCUUAUUCUGGGCCUUAAUAUUUUUGGGCAACAACACUUGUUUUGAGAGUUUUCUUCGUCCUCCUCUCGUCUGGAGGAUAUGGCUCUGUCUCUUUCGAUACGAGAACGGACCACAGGAAGUUGACUCCUGGAGGGAGCGAGGCUGAGAGACCCAACGGGAGAGAGGGAGAAAGAGAGAGGAGGAGUUAUGUCGUGGAAGAGGAACUACUUUGCGUCCGGUGGCGUUGGGAGCGGAGCUGGUGGUGGCAGCAGUGGCGUUGGCGGUGUUGGGACGAUGAAGCCUCGCACCAUGACUUCCAUCGCUCCCAGUAAAGGGCUGAGCAACGAGCCGGGACAGAACAGCUGCUUCUUGAACAGUGCCCUGCAGGUUCUCUGGCACCUCGAUAUCUUCAGGCGUAGUUUCCGCCAGCUGACGACUCACAAGUGCAUGGAGGACUCAUGCAUUUUCUGCGCUCUGAAGAGCAUCUUCGCUCAGUUUCAGUACAGCAGUGAGAAAGUCUUACCGUCCGAUGCUCUUCGCAGCGCACUCGCCAAAACCUUCCAGGACGAGCAGAGGUUUCAGCUGGGCAUCAUGGACGACGCCGCAGAGUGCUUUGAAAACAUCCUGAUGAGGAUACACUUUCACAUCGCAGACGAGACCAAGGAAGACAUCUGCACAGCGCGACACUGCAUCCCCCACCAGAAGUUUGCGAUGACGCUGUAUGAACAGUGUGUAUGCAGCAGCUGUGGAGCGUCCUCAGACCCUCUGCCUUUCAUACAAAUGGUCCACUACAUCUCCACCACCUCCCUGUGUAACCAGGCAGUGAAGAUGUUGGAGUCGAGGGAGAAAGCAACUCCUGGCAUGUUUGGGGAGCUUCUGAGAAACGCCAGCAUGGGCGACCUGCGCAGCUGUCCGAGUCAGUGUGGCCAGCAGCUCAGGAUGGCUCGUGUCCUCCUCAACAGUCCAGAGAUCAUCACCAUCGGUCUGGUCUGGGACUCUGAUCACUCAGACCUCGCUGAAGACGUCAUACACACUCUGGGAACCUGCCUGCAUCUGGGGGAUUUGUUUUAUAGGGUGAUGGAGGAGAAGGCUCGUCAGGCGGAGCUCUACCUGGUGGGCAUGGUGUGUUACUACGGGAAACAUUACUCCACCUUCUUCUUCCAGACGAAGAUUCGAAGAUGGAUGUACUUUGAUGAUGCACACGUCAAGGAGAUCGGUCCCAAGUGGAAGGACGUAGUGUCUCGCUGCAUCAAGGGCCACUACCAGCCUCUGCUGCUGCUCUACGCCGACCCCCGUGGGACUCCAGUGUCAGUGCAGGACCUUCCCCCAAGCUUCGAUCUCCAACAGCUCCACAAGGCUUGUUACGACAGCGAAGAUUCGGGCCGUGAGCAGUCGAUCUCCAGCGACACUCGCACCGAUUCUUCGACGGAGAGCUACUCGUACCGACAGCCCUCCCACUCACACCAUGAGUCCCUGGCCAGUCACUACUCCUCUGACUCCCAAGGAACUGUCAUCUGCAUCGAGCGCCCGGACGGACCCUUGCACACCUCGCUCUGCAGCCUGGAUACCUUAGGCCACGCGACGGACAGUGAGCAACACCAAUCUCUGAGGAAGGGAGGCGGGGCCGGGGAUAGGAGGCGGAGCUCUAGCCGCCACCGGCGAUCUAAACAAGACAACGAGGCCUCGUCAGCCGGUUACCACAGCGAGGGUGAGACUUUAAAGGAGCAGAAGGUUCCUCGUAACCUCCCCAAACCUUCCUGUUCCUUCUCAUCCUCAACCAGUCGCCUGCGAGAUUUAAGGGAGACCAUGAGUAACAUCAUCCACAACAGACCCCUCUCCUCCUCCUCCUCCUCCUCUUUACCAGCUGCUGUCCUCGCCGAAAUCACCUCCACGACCAACAACCACCACCACCCUGCCAGUGCUACUGCUCCAUGCUCCUCCUCCAAUAAACCCCAAGACUGGGAGGCCGAAAGCACCAGCAGCGAGUCCAAGUCCAGCUGCUCAGGGGGAGCAGGGUCAGGGAGGUACCGACCAGCAUGGAGGCCACGAAGGGAGGCUCUCAACAUUGACAGUAUCUUUACUCGGGAAAGGCGCAGGCAGGCGGGGUACAGCCCACUUGGAGCCUCCCUUCCAGACGACAGUGGAGCUGCAACCACAGUGGGAGCAGACGCCUCCCUGCCCGGCCAGGCGAGGGUGGCAUCAAUCAGGCCAGGCUCCUCCUGGACUCUACCCACUUCCUCCAGCAGAGGAGCUGGAGACAGACUAGGAGGAGCAGAGCUGCCACCUCCUCCUCCCCCUCCUCCCAGGCUGAUCCAGAGGAUGGAGAGUGGAUACGAGAGCAGUGAGAGGAACAGCAACAGCCCAGUCAGCCUGGACCUGAACCUGGUAGACAGGGAGUGUGUUGUGAAGAAAGCUCCGCCUUCUUCCUCUUCUUCAGGACCGGCAUGGAAGAACUCCAGGUCAAAGAGCAGCGGAGCUCUCCUGCAGGAGCUCAGCUCGUCCAGCAGGGGGAACCUUGCGCCCCCAGCAGGCCGUAGUGAACUGGAUGAGCUGCAGGAAGAGGUGCAGAAGAGAGCAAGGGAAGAGGAGCAGCAGAGACGGCAAGAGAAGGAGAGGGAGGCAGCGCUCGGCUUCAACCCCCGACCCAGCAAGUACCUGGACCUGGACCAGCUGCAGAUCCAGGGUAAAGGUGAUGGCUUUGAGCGAUGUGUGGCAGAGGCGGAGCUUCUACUGGACCAGUCGGUGCGUCUGGAGCAAGCUGGGGAGGUUGCCGCUGCACUGUCAGCUGUCAACGAAGCAGUCUCUAAACUGCAGUUGGUGGCGGCUGAGGGUGGAGCUAGUAGUUUCAGCCGGCUGCAGCGCUGCAUGAGGAGAGCACGCAAUCUGCAGCAACGCAUGCAAAUGCAGCAGCAGCAGGACUCAGAGACAGGGACACAUCAACCAGAGCAACAAGAGGAGGAGGGGCAGCAGCUCCAGGAACAGCCCAGUGAAAAGCCUCUCUCGCUCCAAAUACUUCUGACUGAGAGACAGGAGGACCAGUCAUCUGACAGUCUGGACCAGCAGCCUCGGCCUCUUUCUCCCUGCCUUGUUAAGCCCCUCCCUCCCAGCUCAGUUCCCUCAGACUCAAUCAUCGGGGUUGCUGCAAGUUCAUCCAGGGAAGAGAGCAGGACCAAGGGCCCCUGCUCCCACUUUGGAAAACCGCUCACAAGCACUGGGUCCCUCCCGGCUCUGUGUGUGGACCCUUUGGAGCAGAGCUCUCUUGAGGACUUGGCUCCACCCCCUGCACCUGAGGAUGCGGACCUCCCUGCUAAGUGGACCAGAACACCUCCUGUGUCUAUUCCAACAAGGGAAGCCCCCCAACUCAGGCAGUAUUCACAAACCCCAUCACCUGUUGACUCCAAUGACAGGUGUCAUCUGAUGAUGAAGGAGGAGGAAGAGAGUUAUAGACACCCUCAGACCACUACCCCCCACAUCGCCAGGCUAGCCCCGCCUCCUUCCACCAAUACAACCAGGAACUGGUCCUGUCUAAGCCUGGACCAUCCUGAUGCCGUUGAUUCCCCUGUUGACCCACCACUCAGCUCACCCCCCUACUCCCCACCAGAGUCCCUCUCAAGUGCCCCCCCACCGACUGUGAGCUGGCCCGGUCUAGCUCCCUCCCUGCCCCCCAGCCAUGACUACAGAGCGGCCCUGCCUGUGGAGCGCUGGGCAGAGAACGUCAACAGAUACUACGGCUCCCAGAAUGCAACAGUAGGAGGGGAAGCAAUGCCAGAUGAGGAGCUUUCAGAGCUGGACUCUCUGUACCAGGCCAGUCUGCUUGCUCCCAGUAUGCCCCGGGGCAGCCGAGGAGUAAGUCCUCAACCGACCAACAACAAACCAGGUGUCCGGAAGAUGCUGUCAGGACUUGGACGUUCCAAAACACCUACGGCUGAGAUCGAGAGAUACGCCUACAGAACACCAGUUACACCUACUCAUAAGCCGCCAGGUGAAGACGAGAACUACAGCGCAGAAAACCUGCGACGCAUCGCCCGCAGCCUGAGUGGAACUGUCAUCGGGUCACGACCGCAAAACCUCGGCCCCUCCCGCAGCUGCGACCCCCCUGUUCCCAGACCCCCCCUCAGACAAGCCGACCAUCACUCCUCCUCCUCCUCCUCCUCCCUCCGUCGCCCAAGCACCUCAUCCCUGCACCUUCCCUCCUCCUCCACUACCUCCUCCUCCACCUCCUUUCCAGCAGAUCACUCCCACCACCACCUCCAACACCACCCACCCCGACAUCACGGCCCCUCAGCUCCCGCACCUCCUCCACAGCACCCUCUCAUGCAGACAUCACGACCCCCAAGCUCGGGGCUCUCCUCCUGGGGACACUCAGGACCUGGAUCAGGAGUCCAGCAGCAGUUUCUGGCUGUGUCUGACAGGCAUCAGGCUCUCUCGGGUCAAAGCCUCCACAGUGUCGCGAUGAGUUACGGCACUCUGCCCCGGGCUCCUCGCCGAGCUCUGCCUCCCUCCUCCACCUCCUCCCUCCCCCGACCACGUGCUAGCUCCGGUCCUUCCCCCCCUACAGGUCCACAGAGUCUCUACGCUACCCUGUCUCACCCUCGCCGCUCUGCCAACACCAACGGUCACUACAGGCAACCGUCACUGCCCAAUCCGGUCAACGGGUCCUCCUGCUACGCUCCACAUCCCCACAGGGUGCAUGGAGAGGGCCCCCCCCAGCCACUCCGCCUCGACAUGCCCCCUGAGACUGACUGGCGCAGGGAGGCAGACUACAGGACUGUCCAACCUAGUUCAUCAUGGGACCCCCGCACUGCUCGCCACCACCAGCCCCUCCAUCGCACCAGCUCCCAUCAGCCCCCCACUACCCGGCCCCUCAGAGACCCCCACUUCUGCUCACUGUGCCAGCAGCUUCCUGCUGAGCCGUCACGCCCCUACUGCAAGUCCUGCGGCGCUUAUGUGUCUCGGUUCCGCCCUGCCAGCUGAUCAUGACCCCCCCCCCCCCCCCCCCUGCAGAUCCCAGAGAACAAGAGUUUUGUAUCCAUCAUAACAAAAGGGUUAAAGUUUCUGUUCUGUAUCUUUGUGCCAACACGUCAUUUUAACCUCUUCUGGCUGUGAAGCCCCGCCCCCUUGUGGAGUUAAGCUCUCUGAUUGAUCUGCAGCUUCAUCAGGGGAACAAAACUUUCUCUGAAACUUUCUUAGUUUCAGUUAUUCAGUUUAGUUUCCACCACAAGAAGCAGUCGCCUGAAGUGCAGCUAAGACUCUACAUGGCCCGCCAUGUACAUGGCCUCCCCCCCCCCCCCCACACACACACACACACACACACAUAUGCAGGGUCACUAAAUAAACAAUUUAAGAGAGAGAGAGAGAUCUAUAUACAGAAACCGUUGAUGAAUGUCUGCUGUAUUAAAGCACAUUUAGAUUUAUAAUGGAGACAAAGCACCAGAACACAGACGCUGAUCGUGACACAAACAGCUGGUGAACUGAGAGCAGAUCAUAGUGACCUGCUGUCUGUUCAACUGUGCACCCUCAGUCUGAUCAAACUACAGACACAUGGAGGCAUAAACACGUGUUUUAAACAGGAGAAUCCUGAGAAUGAUUAUUUAGUCAAACAUUUUCAAAGUUCAAGCUUCUUUUAAUAAAGUCAGUAAACUGAAUAUUUUUUCAUGCUGGACGGUUGGUUGGACAAAAGGACACUUAUCAAAAUGUCAUCUGUAAUUGAUCCUUUCUUUCUGAAGUUUAACAUGCCAAAAAUGAAUCUCUUGAUAGAGAAUCAAUGAGUUGCUGCAGCUUUGCCUCAAAUUGUGUAGCUUAUUAUUAUUUUUUUCGAAAUUAUCUUUUGUUGUGUGUAGUUUUUCUUUCAACCAACAGUCCAGAUCACUGAACAUAUUCAGUUUGCUGUCAUAGAAAACGAGUGUAGGGAUCAUGUUUUAGUAAGAUAAUGACUCUGAAGUUAUGAUCAGAAAGGUUGCCGAUUAGUUUUGCAGUUCAACACUGACAUGUGAUGUGUCUGUUAUUUGAUCUGAAGGUGUGAAGUUGAACAGACGCCAUGUUUCAGCACCACAGGUAUAAAAUAUAUCUUAAAACAGUGAUAACAUAUUUAUUAUAUCUAUGAGCUGAACCCACAGAGCUACAGAAGAUCUAAACAGGCAAUGAAGGACGUUAAAGACACGACAGGAAGUAGAAAAGCUCUUUCUUCUGUGUCUUUCUAUAUAAAACUACUCUACUUAUUCCUCUAUUUAUUUUUGUAGGUUUGUCGACUGAGUCGUGCAUAUAUUAACAAACUAUUCUACCUGCCUAACCUGAAUAUACUCUCUAUAGACCUCAUCUACUUUUCUAAAGCUAGUUAGUUGCCUGGUUUGGGAUGUGAAGCCUUCUUGUAUUCGUUAGAGGAUUUUAGAUGAAUAACUCGAGCUUUAUUUUGACAGAGUUGCAGCUAAUAUUCAGCAUGAUGUUUUCAAACGUAUUCUAGCCUUGAGAGAAUAACUCGACUGUAAUGUAAUGAUUAUAUAUGCAGAUCUUUUUAGUGCAGCGACUCGGCUGCAUGUAACUCGACUUUAGUGCACUUCAGAAGUGUUGACGGUAGAUUUGUUUUUCUGCUUGUUGCUCGUUUUGUUUUGACAUCUCUCCCGUUGUUCAGGGAGACGCCUCUUCUUAUGUUUCUGUACUCUUAAGUUUGGUUUGUAAAUCAUGAAGGAACAGGUUAAAAAGCAGAAUGCUGUUUGAUAACAGGUUUAGUUUAAACUGUCGCACUGCCAAGAACCCACCCGGCUUACCUGGUGGUAAAGGUGAGCUAAACAAUCUCACCCACAUCUGGUCUGCUAGCAUUAUUAAUAUCAUGAUAUAAUUAUUAUAAAAUAAAAAGUAUCAUUUAGUCACCUAAGAUUCAAUCAUGCUGUUGCUCCAAACUUCCCCCUGCUCUUUGACUAACAAAAUAUUAUCUUUUCAGAAUAAAAGCUCAGAUCAGACCAGAUUUAUUAUAUUAAUUGUAUUGAUCCAUUUGAAGGCUGAACAUUCAUUCACAUGAAGAGAAGGUAUUUUUCAACAUGUUAAAGUUAUUUUUGUUGUUGCUUUGCCAGAUUUUAUUUUCUUGAUUUUGGUAUAUUUUUGAUGCUUAUUUUUCUACACUGUAGACCUAACAGAGAAGAUAUGAUGAUUAAAAGGUAUAAAGGAAA